Molecule: messenger RNA, 2899 nt
Organism: Strongylocentrotus purpuratus (purple sea urchin)
Lineage: Eukaryota; Metazoa; Echinodermata; Echinoidea; Camarodonta; Strongylocentrotidae
Product: monocarboxylate transporter 7-like
Exons: 4
Coding region: 59-1705 (548 amino acids)
Biological process (GO): transmembrane transport
Molecular function (GO): monocarboxylic acid transmembrane transporter activity
Source: RefSeq, a predicted model, not a curated record
AGUAGAAUACAAUGACAUUUCAGAUGUACACGUCGUUUAUAGGUGAGAACAGUUUACUAUGUAUUCUCUUGUACGACUACUUUGCUUGCAGAAAAUAAUGGAGUCAUCAAGAGGACAAGAGAUCUCCAUUUUAAACUGGAAGUGGGGUUACGUCAUCGUACUAUGCAAAUUCAUGACAGAAAUGGCGAUUGGGAUCACCAAGGCUUUCGGCGUUCUCCUCCCAGUGAUGGUUGAAAGAUUCAACAGAAAUUACGCCACAGUAGGCUUCAUCUGCAGUUUACCCGGUACAAUCAUGCUCUUUUCAGGUCCUUUCGUUUCCUUAGUCCUCCAGAGGGUAGAUCAUCGAAUCGUUGCCAUGAUAGGAGGGGUAAUAAGUGGGGUCUUUCUGGUAGCUUGCGGUUUCAUUUCCAACAUUACCGGACUUGGUUUCAUGCUGGCACUCACAGGAAUUGGCCGAUGUUGUGUCUACUUACCGAUUGCUCUCCUGAUGAACCAGUAUUUCAAAAGGAAUUUUGUUCUAAUAAACACCAUAGCAUCAUAUGGUUCAACAGUAGGCGUAAUGUUCCUACCCGUUAUCGCUGAGCGAUCUUUAGAAGCGUACGGUUACUCUGGAGUUUUCAUGAUUCUUGGAGCAAUCAUGUUUCAUAAGGUUGCAGGGGGAGCGGCCAUUCGGAAACCAAUCUUCAGCGUGAAAGAUAACACCACUGGACAAAGUGGUAGUGAUCAAGAUCCGUCGGAGGUGAUCCGUUAUGAGCUGUCGGAGGAUGACGACGAGGAAGAUGGUAUAGAAGGAGGUGAUCAAAUGACAACAUUGAAAGAUGAAUCGACAAACGAUACGGUCCAGGCCCAGGCAGAAAGCCGUUCUGACAUCAAGGAAAACUCUGAAAGUACGGACACACAAAAUGCUGCAAUCGUAAUAUAUGAUAUAAAAAGAUCCGAUGAGGGUGAGGGGGGUUUAAAUGAAGAUGAUAACUGUGAGGAGCACGUUUCUUUGCUAAAAAGUGCAUGCGAUCAUCCUGGUGAGGUGGGUGAUCUUCUCAAUGCCUCAAGAUCUGGUCAAGAUGAUAGUGAGAAAAAUUAUUUCUGCACAUCAUUUAUAUCUCGCUGCAAACUGUUUAUGACCGAGGAAGCCUUGUUCUUAAUGUGCCUCCCAGCGACUUACUUUCGUGCCUAUUCGUUCGAAGCCUGGGUGUUGUACCUAGUGCCUCACGCAGAGCAGUUAGGCAUCACCCCAUCUCGAGCUGUCUUCUUGUCUUCAAUUGGUGGAAUCGGUGGGAUUAUAGGCAGAACCAUUGCAGUCAUUCUCCUCAUUAAGAAAGUACACAUGUUCAAAAUCUACAUCAUCGUUGGUUUUCUUACCAGCUUGUCAUUUUUCUUUGAUUUCGUCGGCGAAUCAUUCAUCAUUCGUUCAGUUUGGGCAUUUCUUCAGGGCCUCUGCUUUUUUGUACUGGAUACUGCAGACGCAACCUUUCUUAAAUUGACGUUGGUAGAUGAAAACAACUUCAGUUUCGGCCUUGGACUGGCGCUGUUAAUACACGGUUCCGGUAAUAUCUCGGCAGGGUUACUCACAGGAGCUUUGUUUGACGUCAUCCAGUCUUAUACCAUCGUCUUCAUGAUGACUGGAUUCCCUGUUUUGUUCUUCACCAUCAACACUGUAGUCAUAUCGGUACUGUUAAACAGGAGAGUCAAGUCCAAACACGUUUAGCAUCGCUCCAGGCAUGAUUAAUUGAAAUGAAUCCUCUCUUCAUCCAGGAGCUUUGUUUGACGCCAUCUUAUCUUAUACCAUCGUCUUCAUGAUCACUGCUAUACUUGUUGUGUUAACUCACCAUUACAUCAUAGUCAUAUCGGUACCGUUGUUAAACAGGAGAGUGAAAUAUAUAUUUGUUAUGACUUUAGCAUCGCUGAAAGUUUGAUUGUGCUUUAAUUUAAGGAGUUAAGGCUAAAAUCCAACUCUAGAUAGAAAACAUUACUCGAUCUCGUUUGUGGACAUAAUUAUGUUCCGCUGUUACCACGUAUGGCGUCAUCGAAUCACUUAGAAAAUCCAAAGAUGUUUAAAAAAACUCCUCCCAACCAAUUAAUUUUGUCGUACAACCCUACUUUGUAUUUUUGUCGAUCAUACUUAUUGAAUUGUUGGGUUGUUCCAGUGUUGAUGUUUUUAUGUGACCGUGUAAAGAAAUGGAAUCAAGCCAGCAUAAUCUUGCUUUGACAACAUAGAUAUCACAAGGUUUAGAUAGCUUGAGUUAAACCAAAUUGAACAUAAAAUUCAAAGUGAUUCGUCAUGAAUCAUUUGCUUCAGCAGACAAGCCUGUUAUGAUAUAAAUGUUGUAUUAUGAACAAUGAUAUGUCCUGAAUACACUAAUCAGAUAUGGCACUGGUUUUUUUAAACAUAUACCAAAUUUGUCCACAAAAGGGUCAAAAAUGAAAUUAUAUUUACUUACUGUAAACGUGUAUUUUUAGGAUCAGGACUAUUCGUGUUUUUGAGAAAUGCAAAUUUCGGAGCUUAAUCUAUUUCCCUAUUUAUUCACCAGAUAUGAAUACUUCGAGUUCUUACCAUUUUAUUGUGAACUUUAGCAUAUCUAAUAACUGUGAUAUAAAACUCAUUUGCUAUUAACUACACCAACAGCUAUGUUGGUCUUUAAGAAUAUGUUUCAGAGAGUAUUCCUGCAAAUUUUUGAGUUUUUAUCUUGAACAAUAAAGAUUUUGUAUCCCUUGAAAGUGAAAAAUAGCUCUAAAUUAGGGUUUUGACAAUAACGAGUUUUUAUUUCAAUAGGUAAAGUGCUUUUUUCUUGGGUCAAACUUAUUUUAAUAUAAGAACCGAUGAUAUAAGAUAAAUAUAUACCCAAAAAUUGGGAACCAGUGCAUUGCUUAAUAAUUUUCAUAUGUCACACCACUGGUGUUU